Messenger RNA from Cylicocyclus nassatus, 1230 nucleotides. Lineage: Eukaryota; Metazoa; Nematoda; Chromadorea; Rhabditida; Strongylidae. The record is from the annotation of a GenBank genome assembly.
AUGUCUGAAGAAGAAGAAGAGCGUUGUAUUUGUCAAAUCUGUGAAUGCGGAAACCACAAGUGCGCACAUGUGGACGCUGACUGGGGUAUGAGUAAGGGAAUCGGUGAAGCAGCUACUGAGUAUGGUGCCCAAUAUCCGGGUAAAGAAGUGGUAAGGACACGUGCAAUUCGCCCAGCUGAGACGAUAAUCAAUUCGGGAGAAUUCAACGGAGAAACGACUAACAAAGCGGAUUUCGAUGAGAAACAUGUGUCUAGAAAUCGAUCUUUCAAACCAGCCGCUUCACCGAUUCAAUCUGGAGAGUUUAACGGGAACACCACCAAUAAAUCGGACUUCAAUGUCAAGCAGGUUGAGAGGCAAACGGCUUUUCGCCCUAUUCAGUCAACUGUCCAACGACAACUGGCAAUUCGCCCAGCUGAAGCUUCAUAUGGUGGCGGCGAGUUUUUGGGAAAUACCACGAACAAGGUGGAUUACGAUAGAAAGGAGGUUCAAAGACAGUCAGCAAUUCGUCCUGCCGAAGCCUCUUACGGCGGCGGCGAGUUUUUAGGAAAUACCACGAACAAGGUCGAUUAUGAUAGGAAGGAAGUUCAAAGGCAGUCAGCAAUUCGUCCUGCAGAAUCACCUAACGGUGGCGGGGAGUUCAUGGGAGAUACCACAAACAAAGUUGAUUACGAUAAAAAGGAGGGAGUGCGUCAAAAAGCAUUCCGUCCCGUCGUCACUACUAUUCAGUCAGGACAAUUUGAUGGAGUUACUACAAACAAGGCGGAUUUCGAUAAAAAGCAGGCGGUGCGAAGCUCGCCAAUUCGUCCCGUGGAAGUAUCAUUUCGUAUGGAUGGUCCGAUAGACGGUCUGACAACAACACAGAAUGACUUCCAGGCCAAGAAAGUGAACAAAGUUCAAGCCAUUCGACCUCGAAGCAACCCGCUGGUCCGCGGGCAACCAUUCGAAGGCCAUUCAACAUACCAAGAUGGCUAUGUCCCAAAAGAAGUCAAUCGACAACGUUCAAUGCGCCCCUCAGAGCACAAUUAUGCGUCAACCAGUCCCUUCGAGGGCAAAUCAACGCAGAAAGUUGACUUUACCGCAAAAAGGGUUGAUAUUUGUCCAGCCGAGAAAGUGCUGACGAGAAGGGACAAAUCCUAUGAGUUUUCCAAGACGCGAAACGGACACAACUUCUACCAUCAUCGAGUCACUCAUGCAAAUCGAGCUUACAGUUCGCUUGUUCCUGUGGCAUAA